This is a messenger RNA of Armigeres subalbatus, 661 nucleotides long. It is a transcript of the gene RpS25, whose product is annotated as small ribosomal subunit protein eS25. The transcript has 3 exons. Gene Ontology annotation, cellular component: cytosolic small ribosomal subunit. The record is from RefSeq and is a predicted model, not a curated record. Lineage: Eukaryota; Metazoa; Arthropoda; Insecta; Diptera; Culicidae. Gene Ontology annotation, molecular function: structural constituent of ribosome. Bases 145 to 504 code for a protein of 119 amino acids.
CGUACACGCGGCGUUAAGAGCACGCACGUGUGCAUCGAGAUUAAUAAAAUCAUCCGAAAACGCACGGUUGUCAAAGUUUGCGUUUUGCUACUUCCUGCUGUCAUCGACCGUCGGUGGACGUUCUUUCCGAGUACAUUUGCCAAUAUGCCUCCGAAGAAGGAUACCAAGGGAGCGGCAAAGCAGCCGCAAAAGACCCAGAAAAAGAAGGAAGGGUCCGGCGGUGGCAAGGCCAAGAAGAAGAAGUGGUCUAAGGGAAAAGUUCGCGAUAAGCUGAACAACCAGGUUCUCUUCGACAAGGCCACCUACGAGAAACUCUAUAAGGAAGUACCCGCUUACAAGCUGAUCACACCGUCUGUAGUGUCCGAACGUCUAAAGAUCCGUGGCUCCCUGGCCAAGCGCGGUCUGCGGGAACUCUGCCAGAAGGGUCUGAUCCGGAUGGUUGUUCACCACCAUGCUCAGGUUAUCUACACCCGCACCACCAAGGGAGACGAUCCAGUGGCAUAGGUCGCUGUUUGGUAUUGCUAACGUAAGGUGAAGAAAAUAUGUGCGUAUGUACGGUUUCCUGUUUUGUUUCGCUCAUAGCGAUGCAUUCUAACGGGAGCGGGAAGGUGGUCUUUAUGAGUUGCAAAAGAGGAGAUAAUAUACUUAUUUGUAAGUAAGA